Molecule: messenger RNA, 2102 nt
Organism: Asparagus officinalis (garden asparagus)
Lineage: Eukaryota; Viridiplantae; Streptophyta; Magnoliopsida; Asparagales; Asparagaceae
Product: dolichol kinase EVAN
Exons: 14
Coding region: 75-1784 (569 amino acids)
Biological process (GO): dolichyl monophosphate biosynthetic process
Cellular component (GO): endoplasmic reticulum membrane
Molecular function (GO): dolichol kinase activity
Source: RefSeq, a predicted model, not a curated record
CAGGCCCUAAAACGAAAAUAAAUCAUUAAAAAAAAAAACUCUCCUCAGUAUUCUUUACUUCUCGAUAUCGCGCCAUGGCGGGGACCUUCGAGCUCUGCAAUGGCGAGAGAGCCGUCGUCUUCCUCUUCAUUUCCCGCGUCCUCUUCUCGAUCCCUCUCUCUUUGCUCUACGAGGCGUUUGCCCUAUGUUUGCUCGCGAUCGCAGGCCUCGCCGUCGAGAUCUCAGCGGAGAAUUCGAAAGCCGUAAAUUGCUUCAAACAGAGGCCCGGUGCUUCAUCUGGAAUACUACUUGGUGCGGUUACACUUCCUACUGUUAUGUUAUCGCGAUUGAUACAAAUGUCAAGAGCUAUAUCAGUGAAUGAUAUUGAACUCGAAGGGAGUGCAUAUUUGAGUACACAAUAUUGGGCUGCAUCGGCAAGCUGCUUUGGUGUGCUUAUCUUCAUCUAUCAAACGCUGCAACAGUCUCCCACAGCCACAUGUCGUCUGAAUCUAUGGCAUUCUAGAGCUUCAAAAUUUAGCUUGUUGUACACAACUGCUUACGCACUAACAUACUAUCUGUCUUUUGCAAGAAAAUCAUACAGUGGAUGGUGUGCUGCAUUUGAUUUAUUGUGGUUGCUUAUUCAUGGGCUAGUAACUGUGAUACUUAUCCAACAUAUUCUUCAGACAUUUCCAUCCUGUGCCUCAAUAGGCGAAGCACUCCUUGCUUCUAGUGGUUUGGUUCUCUACUUCGGCGAUAUGCUGGCUUAUACUUUGUCAAAGAUCAGCACAUUCCUAUUUCCGCAACUGAACUUUGUUCAAAUUGGAAAUGGAAGCGAAAUAAGCACAGUUAUUCAGGGAGUACUGUUGGGUAUUCUUCUUUUGCCCACAUUUUACAAAUUUGCCCUUCGAAUUUGGUCACACUUCACAAAUCCCACAAAGUCUGCAGAGCAAGAAGUGGGAAGAUGUAGAAUGAUUGGGAAAUCUGUUUUAUUUUAUGUUUCUCUGUUUGUCAUGUUAACUAUGAUAGUUCCUGCAUGGAUGUACUUCAUUCAGGAUUUUCAUGUGCAUCCUGUGCCGUGGGUUUUUAUUUUUGUGUUCUCUGAGCCACUUAAACGGAUGGCGUUAUGCAUGUACUGGAUAUCUGUGAUCUGUGUUUCUGUUUUGCGAUUCUACAAUAUUUCAAAGCACAGCAAGAUAGAGAGGAUCCUUCUCCGGAAGUACUACCAUAUGGUAGCAGUUAUAAUGUUUUUGCCCGCUUUUCUCUUUCAGCCAUUAUUUCUCGAUCUAGCAUUUGGUGCAGCUUUGGCAGUUUUCUUGGUAUUAGAAAUGAUUCGAGUUUGGAAAAUUUGGCCCUUGGGAAACAUUGUGCAUCAGUUCAUGAGCGCUUUCACUGAUCAUCGUGACUCGGAAAUUCUUAUCAUUAGUCACUUUUCUCUCCUGCUGGGUUGUGCCCUUCCAAAAUGGAUGUCGUCUGGGUUUAACGAUCGACCUCUCACGCCCUUUGCUGGGAUUUUGAGUUUGGGUAUCGGUGAUACCAUGGCAUCAAUGGUUGGCCACAAGUAUGGUGUUCUUCGUUGGAGCAAAAAUGGCAAAAAAACAAUUGAAGGCACUGCAGCUGGCAUAACUUCUGUCUUGGUGGCAUGCUCGGCACUCCUGCCUCUUCUAGCAUCCACUGGUUACGUACCAUCCCAGCAUUGGUUUUCACUGCUUGUGGCAGUUACUGCGAGUGGUUUAUUGGAAGCAUACACGGCACAGCUUGACAACGCUUUUAUCCCUCUUGUAUUCUACAGCCUUCUCUGUCUCUGAAACAGUGAGUCCAUGAUCUACUUCAAAUUCGUUACAUGUAUAUCAUUUCUGUUUACUUAUUUAACCCAAUUUUUUAUACGGCACCUUGAGCACUCCUGUAUAGAGAUGGCAAGUCGGCCAAUAGAUUGUAGGCAAAUCAGAUCAUAGCUCAGAAGAAUUAAUUUGUGUUAUUACGAUGUUACAGUGAUACAACGAUUUCCUUCUUGUAUUAUUCAAAGCUUACUAUAUGACCACACGAACUGCUCAAGAAUGUAAAUAAUAGUUACCGCUUGUAGAAUCAGUUGCAUACAUCAGUCAACCUUAAUUUGUUUUGUCUUU